AAUCUCUGAGACAAAUCCUCCCCCACGCAUCCAUUUCAACUGCGGCACCUAGAGGCGGAGGACACAACCCACCCACACCCUAGGUAGAGUCCUGAUACACUUUCCUCCCCUUUUCCCCCAUACGCAUUCAAGGCACCUCCACCUAGGUAAGGUAGGUACUCACGAUUUCGCCUCUCCACGAACCACAUCCUACCUAGGCGACACCCGAACAGCCUUUUCUGCCAGCAUCUCACUUGCAGGCAGACCGGCCCCAGUCACCAACCCUUGCCCGGCUUGCUGUGUCUGAGAAGAGAAAGCCCACCCCCAAUCGACACCAAUUUGUAACUGGGCCAAUUCAAGCUUGGCUUCGUUUGUUGACAAGCUUUUACCCAAUCUGGAACCCCGGAGACCACUGCUUCUUCCGACAUCGACCAUCAUGGCAGCGGCGACGGAUGAACCGGGCCUCACGGCUUUCUUCCAUGAGAUGAGCGAACUGGGUGGUAUCAUUGUCAAAGAGACUCCCAAGCUUGACCUGGAUCUGUACAUCCAGAACUACAGAGGCCGCACUCGCUUGGAUCGCCUACUGACCAUCGGUCGUUGCUGCGUACCACUCUGCGUCGAGGCCUUGAAAGCUGCCGUGGCUGAGGCUAAAUCUGGCAGGGACGUUGAGCGGUAUCGCGAGAUUUGGGAAUGCAUCAGGGUUGCUGCGCCGGCCGAACCUGAGGCUGUCUUUGACCAAGCCUGGGCCGACAAGACGACCAUGGAGAACCGCCAGCAAACUCACCAUCUCGAGACGCAACUCAAGGGAUACAAGAACAACCUCAUCAAGGAGAGCAUUCGACACAAGAUUGGUAACGAGGAGCUGGGUCGCCACUAUGAGAACAUAGGUGACCUCAACGCGGCCAGCGAUGCAUACACCCGCAUGCGUCCUGAUGUCAGCACAUCGAAGCAUAUCAUCGAUCUGGGCAAGCAUCUCGUCGACCUUGCCGUCAUGCGCCGUGACUGGUCCAUGGUUCUCGGCAACCUCACCAAGAUCACCGGCAUGCAGAGCGAAGAGGAGAAGAGUCUCCAGACAUAUGCCAAGAUUGUUCAAGGCAUUGCACUGAUGAACAUGGAAAAGUUCAGUGACGCUGCUCGUUCCUUCCUCCAAAUCGACAUUGGGAAAGAAGUCAAGGACGGCGUCGAGUCCAACAACAUUGCUAGCCCCAACGAUGUUGCUGUCUAUGGUGGUCUUCUUGCUCUUGCCACUAUGGACCGCAAGGACUUACAGAAGAAAGUUUUGGACAACCAGAACUUCAGAACGUGCCUGGAGCUCGAGCCUCACAUUCGCAAGGCAUCUCGCUCCCUCGGCAGCCUCAAUGAGGCAUUCGCAGCGCGGGGAACAGAUAUACAGGUUGAGCUGGCCACGAUGAUCAAGAGCGGUCUGCUACAGGCGCGUAUCAACACCAUCGAUCAGCUCCUUGUCGCCGUGAACCCCAACCAACGAGCGGCAAUGCAGACGCAGGCACUGGAGACGACCAAGGCCUACGAGAGCGAGGCGCUCGAACGAAUCAGGCGCAUGGGCCUCCUGAGUGCGAACCUCGAGGUCAGGAACGUCAAGAAAUUGCAAGCGACGGGCUCCCAGACGACGGCGGCGGAUGGAGUCAGUGACGUUUGGUUUGACAACAGCGGCGAGCCGAUGGCUAUCGGGGCAUUAUGA
Molecule: messenger RNA, 1678 nt
Organism: Verticillium alfalfae VaMs.102
Lineage: Eukaryota; Fungi; Ascomycota; Sordariomycetes; Glomerellales; Plectosphaerellaceae
Product: COP9 signalosome complex subunit 1
Exons: 6
Coding region: 416-1678 (420 amino acids)
Cellular component (GO): COP9 signalosome
Source: RefSeq, a predicted model, not a curated record